Molecule: messenger RNA, 936 nt
Organism: Paramecium octaurelia
Lineage: Eukaryota; Ciliophora; Oligohymenophorea; Peniculida; Parameciidae
Source: the annotation of a GenBank genome assembly
AUGGGAUAAAAAAUAUCAAAAAAUAAAGUAGUCAUAUUAUCCUCAUUAGGAGUGAUAGGUUUUUGGUAAGUCCUUAUUGAAUAUUUCAUAGCGCCUACUAUAAAAUGAGCUCUAAAGAGAAACAAAGCUUAGAGAAAUUAUAUUGGAAGCAUGAUUUAGAUCAAUAUUUGGACACAAACGAUCGAUCUAUAGAUUAAAAAUUACAAAUUAGCCAUGAUAUCGAAAUUAGAUAUAAUGAAGAUCAUUUUUUAGAGGCUAAUUGCAUAGUGGAGAUCUAUGCCAAUUAGUUAGAAAUAGCAGGAGAAGACUAUGUUAAAUUGAGUAAGCUCAAUCGAGUUCAGAGGAGGAGACUACGAAAAUAAAAACAAGAAUUUUAUGUUGAUAGUAUUAUCUAAUUCAUCAUGAAUGUUGAAGAUGUCUUAGAUUAAGCAUUAAAAAGACUACUUUAUGAAUUAGAUGUACCCAAAGAGAUAUUUGAGGAGAGUGUACUUGUGAGAAUGGAUCAGGGAUAUUUUCAGCAGUUGUAUAUGUUGUAAGCAAGUGUAAAACAAAAACUAAAAGAGAAAAUUGAAUCAACUAAGAAAUUGAAUUUAAAAUAAACGAAGGAAAUUAUUCAAUUUAGUGUAAACAUUCUAAGGAAUUUCUCUUAAGAUUAUCAAGACAUUUUACAUCGAAUUGUAUACUUACAGAAUAUAGUCAUAGCCCUCAGAAAAUGUAAUGUUGAUACCAACUAUUAUCAACAUAAUAAUACAAGAUUUGAUUUAUGCUAAAUUUGGAGUUGAAGAAGAGGAUCAAAUUGCAAGUCUCAGAAAUGCUUAAGGUGAUUAAGAAAUUCUCAAUCUUCUAAACAAAGUGGAAAUUGAAAUGAGUAGACUCUUGUAAGAAUAAGGUAUUAGAUUGAAUGACAUCCCUGAGAGUUUAGAAAAUUUUGUUUGA